Messenger RNA from Lepisosteus oculatus (spotted gar), 2121 nucleotides. Lineage: Eukaryota; Metazoa; Chordata; Actinopteri; Semionotiformes; Lepisosteidae. The record is from RefSeq and is a predicted model, not a curated record.
CUCUGCACUGCCUGCAAACCCUGUCCGUGAAGUCACAAACUUAAAAUUAGCUAGAGCAAUGCCACUUAGUUUGCUGUCUGACGCUGCAGCCGCUGCAAACGCAGGUGAGAUGAGCAAAAAUAAAGGCGAUGCACCAAACGGCAAAAUGUCUAAAGACACCGAGUUCAACCUGGUACAGGUUAAAAACACCUGGGUCCGCAAGACGGGAGGUCUGAAUGCCCACAGUCACGUUUCAGAAGCUAAAAUCUACGAAUCUGCUACUGGGCAUGGAGUUUCCUGGACUGUUGUCAGCCCUAUCUACUUCAGCUACAAAGUGGUUGAGUCACAGAACCUGCUUGAUCCCCAUAAUGAUACAUUGCUCACUGGUCACAUUAGAGACCCACAGGAACUGGAGCACAUCAAGAGAAGCACCAAGCCGGUCAAGCGCUUUAUUGUCAUUGACGAGACUGUUAACAAACUGUACGGCUCUGAAGUGAUUGCUUACUUUGAAGCGAGAAAUGUUAUCUAUAAAAUCCUUCCCCUCCCGACCACUGAAGAGAACAAGUCCAUGGAGCUGGUGAUGAGAAUCCUGGAUGAGAUUCAUAGAUUUGGACUUGACAGGCGCACUGAGCCUAUUAUUGCCGUAGGUGGAGGGGUGUGCCUAGACAUCGUCGGCUUGGCCGCCUCUCUUUAUAGGAGACGCACACCUUACAUUCGUGUCCCAACUACUCUUUUAUCUUACAUAGACGCUAGUGUGGGAGCCAAGACAGGUGUCAAUUUUGCAAAGUGCAAAAAUAAGUUGGGCAGCUACAUUCCACCAGCAGCAGCUUUCUUAGAUAGGUCCUUUAUCCAAACUGUUCCUCGACGACAUAUUUCCAACGGUCUGGCAGAGAUGUUAAAGAUGGCACUUAUGAAACACAAAGAUUUGUUUGAGAUGCUGGACAGCCACGGCAGAUUCCUGCUAGAUUCCAAGUUUCAGUCCAGCAACGGUUUGUUAGAUCACAGGAAUGCUGCCACAAUGACUACAAGGAUCGCAAUUGAAACCAUGCUGGAAGAGCUGGCCCCCAACUUGUGGGAAGAUGAUCUGGAUCGCUUGGUGGACUUCGGUCAUCUAAUAAGUCCAGAAUUAGAAAUGAAAGUCCUUCCGGCGUUAUUGCAUGGAGAAGCUGUUAACAUAGACAUGGCAUUCAUGGUGUAUGUUUCCAACGAAAGGGGCCUACUAACCCUAGGAGAGAGAAACCGAAUAAUUGAGUGCAUGAGGAAAUUAGAGCUUCCAGUUUGGCACAAAGAUUUUAACUUGAGCCUGGUGAAGAAAUCACUGCGUGAACGCCUGAAACACUCCGGUGGUUUGAUGAGAAUGCCCUUGCCGGUAGGCUUGGGACAAGCAGAAAUCUUUAACGACACCAGUGAUGACGUCUUGGAUCGAGCCUUUAAGAAAUGGUGUGAUGAUCUUAGCACUGAAUACACAGACAGCGGUCACAAAAAUGUCACUGUGCUGGUUCUUAGCAAAGAGAUGCCACAGUAAGAAAGGUAAUGGGAAUUAAAGGAUAACAAACACAUGAAGUAGUUUGCAGUAAUUUAAUUUAGCCUCUUAAUACUUAUUUACCUCAAUGUGAGAAACACCAAACCCUAUAGUGAAUGAUGUAUUAAACUGGCUUCAGAACAUGACAGGUGAUUUUCUUUCCUAAUUACAAAACAAAUUCACACUGAGCCCAGGACAAAUCCCUCUCAGACACAGAUGUGUAAAACCAUGUACUUUAAUAUCUCUAUCAUGAAAUUGUUUCCACAUUCAAUUUCAAUGAAUACAUGUUAUCACUGACCCAUAUCAGACAAUAAUAAGGAUCAUACACAGGUCACAGCUUCAGUCAACAGUGACUAAGUAUUAAUUACAUUACAGUACCAAGCAUCUCAGCAAGAGGCAGUAUUUUAAUGUCACUUUGUCAAGAAAUAACAAUCUUAAAUGUGCUAUCUCUUAAAAUAAAAGGCAUCUCCCCAGUGCAUCAUUUGAUUCAAGAAAAUCCCUGUAAGUGCAUGUCUUUUGUGCUUUACUUCUGAUGUCAGAUUGCUAUAGUAAAAUUAUUGCUUUGUAUUUUGAAGAACAAAAUGUAAUACAUUUAAAUAAAGAAAAUCUAUUGCAUUGCA